Messenger RNA from Arachis stenosperma, 7587 nucleotides. RefSeq names its product ribosomal protein S12, mitochondrial. Gene Ontology annotation, biological process: translation. The record is from RefSeq and is a predicted model, not a curated record. Gene Ontology annotation, molecular function: structural constituent of ribosome. NCBI's taxonomy places the organism in Eukaryota, Viridiplantae, Streptophyta, Magnoliopsida, Fabales, Fabaceae. Gene Ontology annotation, cellular component: small ribosomal subunit; ribosome. The coding region runs from base 1 to 378 and encodes 125 amino acids. The transcript has a single exon.
AUGCCUACAUUAAAUCAAUUGAUUCGUCAUGGUAGAGAAGAAAAACGGCGCACGGACCGUACUAGAGCUUCGGAUCAAUGUCCCCAGAAGCAAGGAGUACGCCCGCGUGUUUCAACGAGAACACCGAAAAAACCUAAUUCAGCUCCACGUAAGAUAGCCAAAGUACGAUUGAGCAAUCGACAUGAUAUAUUUGCUCACAUUCCGGGCGAAGGUCAUAAUUCGCAGGAACAUUCUAUGGUCUUAAUAAGAGGAGGUAGAGUGAAAGAUUUGCCAGGUGUGAAAUCCCAUUGUAUUCGAGGAGUAAAGGAUUUGUUGGGAAUUCCGGAUCGAAGAAGAGGCAGAUCCAAAUAUGGUGCAGAAAAACCCAAAUCGAUAUGAAUGGAGGAUGCCUCUGGAACUUCUUUUUCUCAGUCAGGAGAGGUACGAAGUCACUCGCCCCUAUUCGAUAAGUAAAGGAGAGGGAACAACCACAACGUUAUGCCCUAAAAUUGAAACGGAGCCCUUCCGAAUGACCUAUAAUGGAGUCUAAUACACUAGACAAGAAAGGGAGAAACCGGGCCGACGAAAGAAUACCGCCCGUCCGAUUUCUUCGUCCGGUUUUAUUUUACUUUUUACAGAUAUUUUGUUUCUAAGUUUCCGGACUUGCCCUUCGCACGAUUCUCUCAAAAAAUGCUUGUUCCAAUCGGAACUGCAUGAAAAGUAAAAAAAAAGGUUCUCUUAUUUCUAGAGAAUUCCUGUUGUAUGGAUGAAGGAGUUCAAUUGGAAAUUCUUAAGCAUAGAUAACAUAUGGGGAUGGGAAGGUGGUUUCUUGUUUGGGAAUCUUAUCGUUAAUAUGGAUUCCCCAUAGUCUCGGUGUCUGAGGAUUUAGAGGAUCCUAUAUAUAAGCACGAUAUGAUUUCUUCAUUAUAGAUUUCGAUAUUUUUCGAUAAAAAGAUGGAUAGGAUUUCUUACUUCCACUUCCUAUAGGACAUGAGGGCUUCAAGCCUAUGCUAAGAGAGUAAGGUUCCUGUCUCGAUCCUCUUUCUUCUUUUGCUUUCCCUGCAAAACUCUUCUCGGAAAUUGAUUGCUUUAAACUAAACAAUAAAGAAAUUCUCUUCCCUUAACUUAAUAGGGGCAACUCCUACUUAAAAAAAGAUCUAUUACUUGAAACUUGUUUUACUAUUUUUUUGUGGUAGUUGUCUGGACGUGGCCUUUCUUUCAUUCCUUAGGUUAGGGAGUGAGAAGGAGGGCUAAGGGGAAAAGGGUGGCCCCCCCUACUUCCCCGAUUGGAGAAAAGCAGUGCGGUUGUGUUUGCCUUUAUACUUUACUUGGCAAGCGAAGGAAAUGGCUGAUUAACCCCCUCCUCACUAGGCUUCUUGAGUUAAGUUCUUUAGUGGACUUCUCCCGUUAGCUCAAAGUCAAUCGAAGAUAAAAUGGAAAGGUUUCAUCUCGUUCCCCCUAAUGGGUCUACUUGGACUACUUGUUCGUCCUGUAUUCAGAAAAGAAAGCGGAGAAUAGGAUUCCACUGAUGCGAUAUGACGAACUGGACGACCCACGUCAUUUGAAUCAAGGCAAGGCAGGCCUAACAGAAAAGGGAAUAAGGGGCGUAUUAGACUUGAGAGAGCAGAUAGGCGCGUAGCCCUGAACCAAUCAACCUGCUUCGACCUAUAGAGCUGAACCCAACUAAGCGCUUUGAAUUAAAAGUUUCUUUUAAACAAAGCAAUCCUCGGAUCCCGAUGGCAUGGUGAGCAAGCUGUAACGAAUCGGAAACCGCCAAUAUUUAUUCCGCAUUCAUUGAUCUGGAACCAAGGUACAUGAGAGAUAUCGGGCUAAACAUGCUGUCUUUUUUCCCUUGGAACUGGCUAGCUUGUUGAAGACAUUAUAGAUAGAAUAGAUAGAAGCUCGGGGUAGAAAGAAAACCUGAGAUCAUGUUCUCCCUUGAUCAAUUCCCUUUAGCUUAGGGCGGGAAUCUGAAGAUGACCUGACUUUCCCCCUCCCCCCAUUCCUUGUCACCUGCCAGUCAUGUAGAUAAAGUUCUUUGUUCUACUGUCUUUAAAAAGAGGAAUCAAUUCUUUUCUUGAUUCCCAUUUAUAUGUAGUAAGAAAAAUGGAGACUGGGGCAAAUCCAUAUCGCCGAAUCACGUAAAAAGAAGAUGUUAUCAAGCUCCUAACUCCUAAACUUUAUGUGAAGUGGAAGUGGCUAUCGAACCUGAAUCUCUUGAGAAAGCAGCUGAACUCGGAUCCUCAGUCUUGCUUGGGUUGCUGGUUGAUGUAAUAGAAUAGAGGUUAAGGGUUCAUACUUGUCUCCCGAUUCCAUGGGGCUGGGUCAAGACCAUUAGUACAAUACCCGUCUUUCUCUCUCGCAUCCAGACUCUUCCAUGAACCCGAGGAGAUACGGUGCGAAAGAAUGAAGGAUCCCCUUUUCUGGCUAAGAAAGGAUUGGAUCCCUUUUGUUUGAUUAGAUCUCAAUCACUUAGAUAAUAGAGUAGAGUGUCUCACGCCUCUCUUCCAAUGCCAAUCCUCCGCCGAUAGGAUGGUUUUGAUUGGCUUGAGGCUAAUCUAUCGCCAAAUUAAGCCGACCGGCUAAUUCUGGGCUAGCCAUUUCCGCUGAUCUUCCUUAUUCCUAUGGGCUGGUUGCUUCUUAGUGAAGGUGGGCUGGAAGUCAAAGCAAAGAAAGAAGCCACUACUCGGGUUACGUGUUCAGAGACGAGGUAAAAGGAACUUGUAACAUGAACAUCCAGCUCUGUCUACUAAAUAAGACUAUUCCAAUCCAAAGAGAGGAGGCAAAGUCGCCAAUUCCGGUUCUUCAAGCCGAGCGCCGACACCAAGCCAGUUGAUGAAUUGACUUCUCUAUGCGGGACAUGGAGUGUGGAGUAAAGCCCCCCUUUUCCUUUCUGGAAAUACAGAAUUAUCUCCUCGCUGGUUUAUGCCCCGAGAUGUGCCAUACCUUUUCCGAUCACAGGUAUUGUCGAACCGUGUCUUUCAAAACCACCGCGUUGCUGGAUUUCAUAAACCUCUUCUUUUUUUAUGCCUACGUUAUAGUGGGAUUUGCCCCAUCCAAAUAAAUAAGUGGAAGCGGUUAUGAAAAUGUAACGAGGAAGGCCGCCUUGCAGUUGGUUCGUUCCAACCAAGUCUGAUCCGCUUGCUAGUUUCCUGAUCCCGGGAGAGGCAGGGGGAGGUCUUUGUCAUGAUCCCAUAAAUGUACUACAGGCUCCCCGCUAUGGUAUGGUUCCAUCGAAUAUCGAAUAAGGUAACUUAAAAUCCUCUGCGGUCUAUGGUCUUUCCGUUUAUGUCCAGUUGCUGACAUCAUGAACGAAGUUGGGCAUCAUCGCAGCUCCCACACGAAGAAGGAAGCCAGAGGAUAGAGGCGUUUCAAUCUCAAUGGUAUGUGAGGCCGGGUUUGCUGUUUCUGUUAUGGGCUUUAUUUUCAGUUUGGCCUAACGAAUAACGCUUAUUGGUAAAGGUUCCCAUUUUUAGUUAUUUAGGUGUUAAUUCAAUAACGAAUAUCAUAAGAGAGGAGGUCUAAUCAGUUAUUCAUUGAGUCGACAUAGUUAGCUUAUUAUGAUUAAGAUUCUGCUUUUCACUUUGUGAAGAUUCUGUUGGUGUUCAGUCUACCGCCCCCUCUUAAGGGGCUUAGUACAAGAUCUCAAAUCAGGUUCCCCCUCUUUCGUCAAUUAGUUGAUCGAGAAACCUCUGCCCAAUAGAGCAACGCCAAGAGUGGAUCAGGCCAUAUGCUUGAGUGGUUUAGCCCGCGAAGCCGGUCACCGGUAGGCCUAAGAUCCUCUUUUUGACAGAAGAGCCGAAAACCUGAUUAAGCUGUGCCGAAAUGAUCUUGCCGUGCUGCUAUUACCCUAAACAAAGUAGAGUCAAUGUGAAAGAAAGGUACCUAUCGAGCUCUAAGAUAAAGUUAGUAGAGUGGUCUGCUCCUCUAACUCGAAAUGAAAAUAUCGUAGGAGAAGAAAAGAAAGUGGAUCUAGUGCAGAACCUCAACCAACCGGUGGAUCCGCCUUUCUUCGCGCUGACUCUGCGUCAAGUGAGAUGUGUGAUAGCUGGCAUGUUUACCAGCAGCUAAUUGUGCUAUGAAAGGAUUUGGGUCUCUAACGUAGAAAACGAUCGAUCAAGUCAAUGCUUCGGUUUCGGUAGGACUAGCAUACCCCAGUCGCUAGCUUUAGUAAACUAUUUAACCUCCCGAUCUGGUUAGCAGAGCGCACCAGAAGUCAAUAAAGAAGGACUCGAGAUCCCGAAAGAAGAGCGGCAUGCUCGCAUAAAUGCUAUUAUGUAGUCAGUCUCGAAUCUCUCCCUUAUGUGAUUACUUCGUCGAUCAAUCUCAAACUGGUGGAAUUAUUAUAGUCAAAGGAAAAGAGGGAAAUUCUCCAGUUUCUACUACUGUAGGGCCGACAUCCUACUUCCUGGUCUACUGGCCACAUUAGAUACAUCAUUAUCCCGCUGCAUGAACCAACGUCUACCAAUGGAAAGGCCAAGAAGAAGGGCCCAUUAUGGCAGAUCCUGAGCGAAGGCUUUGAGAGAUACAUGCUUGUGUUUACUGCAGGAAGGGAGUUGGGAAGCGUUUAUACGCUGAUCCGGAGGCGAGGCAUGCUACCGAACACAAAGGUUAAAUUAAAGGAAAGAAAGACAAUAAAGCCAGUAGUUGUGCCGAUCUUGUUCGCCUGAGCGAAUUUGUUAAUUCAAGGAGAUCCGGUGGUAUUCAACCCCAGGCCAACGGCCAAUUCUAGUCCCUUAACAACCACAUCCGGAUUCGUUGAGACAUCAAAUCAGUCCGAAGACACUAAAGGAAGAUGUGGAAAGGGCUCAUUAUUACUUAUUCUAUUUUCUCCAGAAAGAGGAAGAAGAGUGUACAACAGAUACAUUCAUCCCAUCCAACAAAGACUUUUUCUACAAUUAUCAAGAGCUAGACCUAUUCUCCAGCAAUAGAUUACGAGGGCUAGACCUAUUGAUCAUAACGGUCCGCUACCCCCCUCAAUUGAUCCUUUCAGGCAAGGCUCUAAGCGAAUCAACUCAUUUGUGAACGAGUUUAAGGCUUUGACCGAUCAAUUCUAUGUCCAAAGGAAUGAAAUCUGAGGCUGAAAGCUUCCGGUGAGUAUGCAGGUUCUAGUAUGAAAGUUACGGAAGACCUGUGUAAGGGCAUGCGGAGUUGGAACCUCACUGGCUUGGCUUAAGAAUGCCAACUCACUUUGAUAGCCGAGAGAAGCCAUCUCUAUGGACGAGAGUUUCGGAUGCGCUAAGUGACAAUGGCUAGAUCUUCGUUGCAGUCUUGAAGCUAGCGUUUUACUUCCAUUACUGGACGGAAUUCGCUAGCGACGAUGCAAACCUUAUCCCUUUCUUCCCUCAACGAUUGGUAGCAUUUCAUUCCUCCCUGAAGUUCCAAUAAAGAAAGAGUCUACAAUGAAGGUCAGCUGGCAGGUGUGACCACUUCCCGUGCUCGCCCAAUAUAGUCUAGUAGAGUAGAGCUCAGACGCUUCCCAUUGUCCGUCUGGUUGAUGAAAUAGGGGUUCCCGGUGAAAAAGAGGAGAGAAGGUGAGAACUCUCAAUCGAAGGCGUACAAUCAUGCUUCCCUUCACUUUGCUUGUUUCAUACAGGACUCUUCUUUCUUUAAGGAACGGAACCCUCUUGAAUCAAUUGACUAGCCGAGAUAGAUGAGUUUCAUAAAAGAUGAUUCUUUCGUAUAUUUCGUAUAAAAGGUAUCCUACCGAUCGGAAGUCUUCGUUGGGACCCUUUCAACCAUCUUCCUUUUUCAAGAAAGCUAGUAUCCUAUUUCUUUAAUAAGAAAGAGCGCUAGCGAGCUUCUAUUCUCUCCGUAAAGUCACCGCCGUACUAGUUAUCUGAACCCGAACAACUGGUCUUAAAGAAAACGAAUGAAGUACCGAACGAGUGGAAUAAACGAACGGAAUACUUGAAGUGAGUCUAACGAGUAAGACAACGCCGGAAACCUAACUAGGAAUCAAACUAGUCUUCUCCCUUAUUUCUUUUAUGAACUCACUGACUCCUUUUUCCUUCUCCCCCACUUCGUUCCUUUCCAGUGAGUCAAGCGAGUCUGUUUCGUUCCUCUUUCUUCAAAGAGUGGCUAAUUCCCUUCUUCCGCUUUGGUUGGUUUAUCCUAUCCCUUUAGUACAUCUCGGGCGAUGAGAGAACCUUCCAUACUUGUUUCUUAAGUAAGGACAGAUAUUCAGUAACAACUUCUUACCAGACAAAGGACUUGGGUUCGAUCGGACUAUUUGGUUAGUUUGAGGAUUCUCACUUCCCUUCUUCGAGCAUAGCAUGAAGCUACCGAAGGAGUGAAACGACUCUUUUCACUCGACUAAUCAUCCGUCAGACAUCAAGAACAAGGUACGUAAGUCACUGUCCUGUUAAGGAGUGAAACCCAGGUACGUGUAGUCACUCAUAGCUGGCUAUAUGAGUGAGUACUCCCACUCUUUAUUGACUAGAAAGGCUAUCGAAUCAGAGAAAGAAGUAGUAGUUCUUACUAGACUUACACUAUGACGGCUAAGAAAGUCGCGUUUCACGAGUCAUACGUAAUUAGCCAAGAACGGGCGUUAUAAAAGAAAGCCAAUUAUCAGCCUUAGAAUCAAAGAAAUUUGGUAAUUUACCAUAUCCAGGAUAGACCGAAUGAGUUGAACGUAGUGAAACGAAAAGCUCUCAGCUAUAUGAGUAAAUGAGUAAGUACGUACCUACAUUGACUACGUGAAAGCAAUAAGACUCUGAAUCGCUCGUAUCCCAUACCCAUGGGCUACUUCACUGGUACAGUAGAUAGUUAAGAAAGAGAGCUUAAGGUGCUAACAUCUAAUCUCUUCUAUGUAAGGUAAAGGCGUUAGCUCCCCUCGCUUCGCUCGACUUGCUUCGUUUCUUUAGCAGCUACGGAAGAGCUCGCUCGAACAAGCAAGGGCUUCACUAUUUGUGAGUUUUCCGUUCCGCAUCAGCAGCCUAUAGCAGGAGCAGCAGGUGUGGAAGGUCUUACUUUGGAAGCCGCUAACGCUAAUACAGCUAGCGCUCAAUCAGUUUGAUUAGUAGCGACGCGAAGUAAGAAUACAAAAUCCGCUGCUUUAAAGAGGAGGACUGAUGCUGUCAGCUCAGAUAGAAUUGGAAAUGAUUAAUCUGGUUUCGUGGCUUCCUUUGUCCCAUGGGAAAGACGCUAAGGCUUCCACCCUUGCCUUCUUGCUGGAGUUUUCUUGCUAGGAAGAGAGAAAGUUAGACAAGAAUUAUCAUAGAUAAGAUAGAUUCGUUCUGCCCUUUGCUUUUCUAGUAAAGUGAGGUAAGCUUAGCCUUGUGUGACCUGAAGUCGGCGACAGCCGGGAUACCAGAGGGCAUAAAUUCCAAUCUGACUUCAGAAGCAAAAGUCAAAAGUCUUUCUCCAAUCAAAAGGAUAUAGAAAGUGAUCCGUUGAUCAAGAUAUAAAAGCGGAAGCAAGAAGUGGUAUCGUAUAUAAGAAAAGGAAGCAUUUAGGAGUGAUCUAUUCAAUAAUAUCAUAAGAAAAGAAUUAGCAAGUAAAGUAGUACGCCCGGUAGGUUCUACCACUUCAGAGCCAAAAGAUCAUUAGUGAAAGAAGGACCAAGGAGGAGUAGGAGCGUAAGCCACUCGACAGGAGAGGAGCGAA